Messenger RNA from Pneumocystis carinii B80, 483 nucleotides. RefSeq names its product 40S ribosomal protein S22. The transcript has 4 exons. The record is from RefSeq and is a predicted model, not a curated record. Lineage: Eukaryota; Fungi; Ascomycota; Pneumocystomycetes; Pneumocystales; Pneumocystaceae. Gene Ontology annotation, molecular function: structural constituent of ribosome. Gene Ontology annotation, biological process: translation. Bases 47 to 439 code for a protein of 130 amino acids. Gene Ontology annotation, cellular component: ribosome; cytosolic small ribosomal subunit.
UAGCAAUUAGUUUUGUGUCUUUAUUAGGAGUAGAAUAAUUAUAGAAAUGGUUCGUAUAUCGGUAUUAAAUGAUUGUUUGAAUGGGAUUAUGAAUGCAGAAAAGCGAGGAAAACGACAAGUUCUUAUUCGACCAUCGAGUAAAGUUAUUUUAAAAUUUUUGACUGUUAUGCAGAAACAUGGUUAUAUUGGAGAAUUCGAAGAAAUUGAUGACCAUCGUAAUGGUAAAAUCGUUGUUCAAUUAAAUGGACGUUUAAAUAAAUGUGGGGUGAUUUCACCCAGAUUUAAUGUUCGCCUUAUAGAUAUUGAGAAAUGGGUUACUCGGCUACUACCUUCUAGACAAUUUGGAUUUAUAGUUUUAACAACAAGUGCUGGUAUUAUGGAUCAUGACGAAGCUCGAAGAAAACAUGUAGCUGGAAAAAUUAUUGGAUAUUUUUACUAGAUAAUCCUUUCUAUUUAAUAAUUUCAAUAUUAAAAAUAAAAAUU